Messenger RNA from Pocillopora meandrina, 13960 nucleotides. NCBI's taxonomy places the organism in Eukaryota, Metazoa, Cnidaria, Anthozoa, Scleractinia, Pocilloporidae. The record is from the annotation of a GenBank genome assembly.
UAAUUUAUGCGCUGCUCGCAAAUUAUUUCUCCUCCUUCGCGACUUUCUGUGUCAAAUUGUGGUUGAAAUAGUCGGUAUUUCGGAAUGAAAAUGUGUUUCCAUCGAUUUCAAUUGUUUCAAUGACGUAUAUUGACAAACAGAAGUAAAAGGUUUUCUUCUUGAAGCGAAGAGAACACAGUUUUCUCAAAAAUCAAAGCGGAAUAUGUAAUGAGGGAUAAUUCAUGAAUCAUGGCGGAUUGGGUUGAAUAUUUCUCUCGACACACACCUCCUGGAAACCUGAAAGAAGUGAGGGCAUCUGUCUGUGAAUUUGCAGGUAAACAUCGGGCAGCUGGAAAAGAAAUAGUGUUUGUGACGGUGAGUUGUUAGUCUAUAGCUUUCACAGAUAUUUUAAGAAGAAAACUACACGGGCCGGAAAUCCAUGCAUAUGCACAUACACUCCUUAAUCUGACAUUACGAUUAAAACAUGCAAGAAAUAGUAUAUAUUAUGACAUAAUAAUGUAACUAAAAUUCAUUUUUACUUCCAAGAUUUAGAAUUAAUCGAGUUGCUUUAAGCAGAAUUUUCAUUUUGAGAGGUGUCGAGCUUUUGCUACGAAAUGCACGAAAGCUAGUCGUGAUCAGUUGAGCGUUUCAACAGCGACCUUAUGAUUUUAAUUGUUAAUGUUUGUGCGCAGUAAUUUUCUCGAAGUUCGACAAGAUCUUGAGAGAAGUGUUUAUGUUUUGAUAUUGGGAAUAAAUCCCGCGGCUUUUUGGGGUAUUUAAAAUUUGGAAAUAACAUCGGUUUGUUUGUGUGUAUUUGAGCGUAACCUUGCCUAGAUUAUUUUAAUCCCCGAGAGUGGAGUAUAUUUGCAUCUACUCUUGGUUCCGCUUGUGUGAAUUGCUGUUUGUUCUCAGAUGCUAGCUACGCUAUACUAUUAUAAUGAAAAUGAUACAUUUACAUAAUGUUUUAUCCAUAAAGUAUUCAUGAUUCUCUGAUUAAAAUAUCUGGAAUUUUGGUGCGCAAACUUACACUUGUGACUAGAAAACGGGGACACUAAAUCAGAGUAGUGCAGAUACGAAAUCAAAUUUUCAGCUUAGCAGAACGGAUUAUUCCAAUCUGUGUGUUGUGCUCUUAUGAAUAUUCAGUCAUACGUCGAUCGCAAUCCCAAUUAUUUUGGUGCAAAAAAUUAAAAUAGUAUCAACUUGGAAUUUUGUCAUUUCUCUUUGUGGCCACAGACUCAAUUCCCUGGACACAAAUCGUUAUUGUUAAAUAACCAUAAGGAGGAGAUUUGACUUUUUUACGACAAAUGAAAGUAAGGAAUGUCAUAAAACCAUAGUGUGCUUUAUCCAUCCAUAGAAUGGUUGACAGCUCAUACACUGUAGCCUUUUGAAGGAGAGGUAUGCUCCAGAAACCAUCCAAUUUUUAUUUCUGUCAGUUACCCUUUACACCAUGAUAAUAAUAAUAAUCAUUAUAAUAACAACUUUGUCUAAGGAGGAUAACACACAACAGUAAUUCAACUGAUGAACUAGUGGCCUUCAAUCCUAAAAGUACAGUAAUUAGAAUUAAAAUGUAUUUUAGGAUUAUAAAACUGGUUAACAGGUCUAUAAGAAUGCAAGCUGAAAGCAAGAUAAAAUAAAAUAUGCUGCUUGGGUCAGGUUAAAUGGCAUUCAGACUGAAUGCACUAAAUUUGAGUAGAUGAUACAUAUAAGCAGGACAGCAUCCUUGUAAAUGCAUAAAGACUAAAGUUCUCUUAUUUAACUUAACUUCGUAAUAGAAAGGGAGCUAUGCUAAUUUCUUAAAGAGUUUCAUGCUGUUUGAACAUGUGUCAGCUUCCAAGAUAACCAUCCAUCACAUCAAUUAGCAUAUUCUCCAUACUGUUCUCCAUAUAUUUCCAAAGUUGCUAACAAGGAGAAUUUCUGUAACAAUGAAGAGUUCAUUUAGUUAAUGAGUAUUACCUUUAUUCUUGUGACCUUUAUGUGAGAUUCUGGUGUGAUAUUGUAUUCAAGAUAUAGAUAGCUUUUAACAUAUAAGUUUAUUAUACAAGGUAUUAUGAGAUUCCAAAGAAUCUUUUGUGCUAAAAACUUAACCAUGGUAUGGAACUGGAGGAAGGGGGAUUUUGGGGUGUCCAUCUCCACCCCCCUUGAUAAGAUAAAGUUUUUAUUCAACCACUUACAAACCUUAUAAUUCAGGAGGCAAAAGAAGUGUAAAUCAGAAGAUUCUACUUGUUGUGAAUCUCUAAGUGCUUAUCUGACAAAAUGUCCUUUUCAGUAAAACACAGAGGUUGUUGUUGAGACAGUGGAGUUGGUAUCUUGGAUUUGAUGGAUAGUGACUGCCCCUUAAAAAAAUUCCUCCAGGCUUCUUCAUUUUUUAGGCUGAGAUGAGUGAGCAGUUUCUCAUUUGAUUGUAACUAUUGUUCUUGAUAGUCUGGAGGCACUCGUGUACCACUGGAGGAAAAUGCUGUUCGUUUUCUUGAUAACUUCAGCAUGGGAACCAGAGGAUCUGCUUCUGCUGAGUAUCCUUGAUAAGAAGCUAUUUGUAUGAAACUGUCUUGAUGAGUGAUUCGUCUGUGUUUAGAAAUUGCAACUUAAUGAUGUAUUGUGUUUAAAAAAGAUCUUGUUUCCACCACACAUUUCUGAGAGCUUAUAUACAGUACUUACAGAAUACUGCUGACUUUACAGGUGAAUUUGCUUGAACAGGCAAACUGGCCAAUCCUGGUGAAUGAAACUGAGUGAGUGAUCAAAGUCUGUAAAAGGCUCUAGAGGUUACAAAUUUAGAGCUCCAUAGAUUUAUCAGGUGCUCAGACUUUUCCUUUUUUUUUUUGGUUGCCAAAACAUAAGGAUGAAAUAAUGUUCAUCAUUUGUUGAUUCCUUGACCGUUAAUCCUUAAGGUAUUUUCUAGAGCAAGGUUAUGCUGUGGUAUUUCUACACAGGCAGGGAUCAUUGCGGCCUUUCACAAGGCACUUCCCAACUGAAGAUGUUCUUGAUCUGUUACAACUCAAAGACAUGCCUGAUGGAUCUACUCAAGUUCAAGGUUGGUUAUUUUUGGAUUUUUUUUUCUGUUGGAAAACUUAUUUUCUAGAGAUAAUCAGAGACUUGGUUGCCAGGUAUCAAAUUUGACUAUUUUCAGUUUUUCUUCCUAUCAUUUUUUUUUUAUCUCUAGUGAAUGCGAGCAAAGUACCAAAAUUGACCCAAGUUCUGAAAAUUUACAGACAGGUAUGCAUUACAUUUUGAUACCCCUUGAAUGCUGAUGUUGUGUUGGAAGAUAUCAUUAAUAGUAUAUAAUGGGGCUCUUUGGUGGGAACUGUUUGUGUGCAAGUCCCUCUGGUUUGCCUUUUGAGACAUGACAUGUUCUUAUGAGUCCUAAAUAGAAACACCCCCCCUCCCCACUUCAGGAAAACUCUUCAGAAGUGAGCAUUUUAUAUUUAGGAUUAACAGAUUUUUCUGGCUUACAGUCAAUUUUGCAUUUGGAUAUAAGCUAGGCAAAUGGGGUCCAAUACUCAGAGUCUUAACUUACUGAUAAAAUUUAUGCUAGGAAUAAAAAUGUGUUUUGAAAAGAGACACUUGUCUUUUUUGAGUGCUGCUUUCACUAAGUUUCUUCAUAUGACUUUUUAAUGCAUUUUUCUGAUAGGCACCUUUGAAUUGAAAGCCAUAUUAAGCCAUACAUUACAAGUCCAACCAUGAAAGAAAACUUAGUAAGCUCUUCUAUUCAUUUCAUGUGGAAGGCUUACCAUUUAAUCUGAACUCGAUGUACCAUAAUUUCCGGCUGUUUACCCGUGGGUAAUCUGUUGAUUUUGCAUUUAACAUGCGCCACUUCAGGUAAUAGGGAGGUGCAGGUUAUGUGGCAAUUUUAAAAUCUACUGGUAGUUGAAUUGAAAAAAAUUCUCACCUACAUGCGUUUCCACCUCUCAAAUUAAUUUUAUUGUAUUAAGAGUGUCGCAAAGCAGCACAGAAACAUGAUGCUGACUCGGGUUUAUUUCACACAUAAUUAGUUGCGUGAUGAACAAAUUAUUAUCAGCAUGCAUGAAAACAAAACCUUGAUGGUGACAAAAAUAAUCCAAAGAUAUCCAGUACAUCAGUAACAAAUUUCCAUUUAACACUAGCUUGAGCUGAAGAGAAUUUUCCCAUUUUUUUUAAGGGACUUGUUAGGCUCAAUAGAACUGGAGAUAUCUAUUUUUUUUAGAAAUCGCCAACCCGGCUUUCUUUCAACAAAUCAACAUGGCGCUGAACGAUCGCUCGCACAAAAUGUGGCCACAAAUUUGCAUUCUGUCAAGUAUGAAACUUUGAGAUUUGGAAAUGGGCUGCUAGUGUUUUUACUUUAUAAUUUUAUCAAUAAAGAACAUGCUAAUAUUGAAGAAUUGUGCAUGCGUCUGAAUUUCUUUGACCUUAAACUUGACAAGGAAGCUUUAAAGCUUUCGAAAGUUAGAUUAGACAACUUUUACAAGACUGAAAUGUAUCGCCUUAGUUUCACGUUUUCGCCACCAAAAAGUUCAAUAACAUAACAUGCGGGUUAUCCACCAGUGCAGGUCAUCUGUUGACUUUUUUUCACCAUAUGCAAUAAUUGGCUGGUGCAGGUAAACGGCUGUGUGGGUAAACAGCUGGAAAUUAUGGUAGUCAUUUCUGUUUUUCUUGCUUGUGCGGGAACUUAUUCAAAUUAUGGUUGAUUGUUUACAUUUUUAGUAGAGAUGUUUAAUGUUCUCCAGAUAACUUGUGAUCUUGUGGUAGGUGUGCUUGUGGGUUGAGGAGAGAUUUCAGGGCCAACAGGAAAAAAUAGGCAAGAGGGCAGGAUCCACUAGUUGAUAUUGCUGAAGUCUUCUUUAUACCAAAGUGGUGAUUUAUCAGGAGAUACUUUGAGCUUUAACUAGAAUGGAGUUCCAUAUCUAGGGUGACUUCAAACAACUGGUGGCAGCUGUGAUUAAGGAUUCAAUCAAAUUAUCAAUUAGCCCUUAUAUUGGAAAAUAUUAAAUUGAAAGUUACAAGACCUUUAGUUAUUUUGAUGAUUGUUUGAGCUUUGUUGUGUUUCAGGUACAAACUGCUGGCACAUUGUUGUUGAUUGAGUACAAUAGUUUGUCAGAGUACUUGUUUCUUUUGAGGACUGUGGCCGAGUCUCUAGCUCCUCAUGGACCUGCAGUUAUGAUGUACUUAGCAGCUGCAGUCUCUGACUUUUAUAUCCCUCCUCAAGAUUUAGUAAGACUUCUCUUCUUUAUUAUUUACCAUAUUUUAUUUAAUAAACUCUGAGGCACUUAUGUAAAACUUUCAAUUGCUUAAAAGGAGGGGCACAUACUAAAAACUAUUAACAUGUACUGAUUCUGUGCCAGUUGAAGCUUAAAAGUUUUAAAUAAAGUGGCAAUAGAAACAGAUUUUCCUAGUAAUCCUACUCUUUAAGAAAGUGAGGAAGGACAGAGUUGGGUGGGAAGAGAGUGCUUAUUCAAGGGUUUGCUUGAUUGACAUAAUGGCUUAGGGAUUGGGCACUUAUUCAGCGGAGGGUGCUUAUUGGAGCUUGGGUGCUUAUUUAAGACUAUGAUAUAUGAUAAAAAUAUGUGGCUUUGAAAAAAAAAUGCAUGUACAGGGACAAGUGUAAUUUCUUCAAGAUAAACCAAGUCAAAAUACUUUGAUACAUUUAGGUAAUACUACAGAAUAAUGAUGACCACCAAGCAACAUAAAGACAUUUUGUCCCUUACAAAUGUGUUGUAACAAUAUGGAAGACUAGUUUUUCUAUUUGACUUCCCAUAUUCUUCAGAUUAUUGUUUGUAACAUUCUAACACUGAGCUUUUUUGCUUUAGAUGAUUAAAUGUUAAGCCAUGUGAACAAGCAUAAUGUUAUAACAUGUCAUAAAUCUUCUUGAAUGCUGAAAAAUUAAUUGACAUUCUCUUGUACAGCCAAAACACAAGAUUCAAUCAAAUGCUCCUCUGCAGCUUAACUUGGUGCAGUCCCCUAAAAUGAUGGCACCUCUUGUGAAAGAAUGGAUACCACAGGCAUUUACUGUCUCAUUUAAGGCAAGGAAAUCUUAUAAAAUUAAAGAAUUACUUAGUAUCACUAUUCAUUGCUGCUUUGAGAUCAACUUUUCCAAUGGUUUACUGUUUGAUGAUGGAACCCUUUCAUUCAUAAGAUCAAAUUAACAUUGAUUCUCCUUACCAUCUACCAUGCAUUUUUUGAGAUAACGUUAUUAAGAAUUUGGUUUUAAAUCAUUCCAAAUAUAACCCCAGGUUUAUAUUACUCUAGAUGCUCAUUACCUUCUGCAAUUAUUUUAUUGACAUGGGGAAAAAAAGGAGAAAUUCUCUCAUGGUCACUCCUGGGAGGAGAGGGUUAAGGCAUAUGGCUUUAAUUUAUUUUUAUUAAAGAUGUUUGAGUUUACUUUUAAUUGCUUUUAAUUAUGUCCUUUGUGGUGACACCUCAGGAAAAGAUAUACACAAUCUAUUGGAUGCUGAACAUAGAUUUUCUUCACUUUGCUAUAUCAUAACUACCAAGACUGCCAGCUUCAAUUAAUUAAAAUGUUGACAUAAACUCCUCUUUGGUGUAUAGUUGGAGACCGACAUGAACAUUAUCUCUAAGAAGGCACGCGAGGCUUUAGCCAAGUACUCACAUCAGGUAAUUUUUUUAUAUUUUCUGUUCCCUACUUGUUGAUUAUGUGCCAAUCAAUUCACUCCCUAAGCAACCAAGGGGCAUUUCUGUCAUUUGUGCCUGAGGAGUGGGGAAUUUGAACCUUGCCUGGUUGGGGUCAAGAAGUUGAAUAUAUCUUAAUAUAAUUUAUGUCUUUUAAUAUAGAGGUGUUUAAAGGUAAGGAGUUCACUUCUAUGAAUGAAUGGAUUGGAAGGAAAGGUCUACAUGGUUUAGGUUUAAAGCAUGGUCAAAGAAUAGAAAGUCACUGUCCCUUAUUUUGCCCUCUAACCAUCAAAUUUGGCACUUGGGUAAGGCAUGUAAAAACACUUUUGGUUCCUUAGGGGGUUGGAAGUUGAAUGAACCAAUCUUCAAAAGUUCCAAUGUCUGGGUAGGGGGCAACGUUCAAGCUUGAAAUUGAUCAAACCAUUACUUCUACUGGUUCACUUUUACAUAAGAAUUUGGUGGAGGUGUAGACUGUGAGGUACACUGUAAAUAGCACUUGACCAUUAAGCAGCACUUUGGCACUUGGGUAGUGCAUUUUUGGAAUUUGAGUCAUCCAGUAUCCAAGAGUUCAAAUGUUUGUGUAGGGGAGCAGUGUUGAAGCUUUGAAUUGAUUGACCCAUUACCUCUACUGAUUUACAUUUACUUAAGAAUUUGGUUGAGUAGGAGGCUGUGAAGUAGCAAGUGACCAUUUAGCAGCCAUUAUGGAUUAAGUUCUUAUGAUCAACUCUACUUUACCUUGUUUUUGUAGCAUGUGAGACAUUUCCCAUGGAUCUCUAUUGAGAAUACUUUCAUACUUGUAGGGUAUUCUCACUGUAAUACAAGAAAGUAAUAAAAAAGUCCUCAAAAUCUACAGCAAUAUCCAAAUCUGUAAAGGAAGAGAAAGAUGAAUCAAUUAUACAUGACUGAUCACUAGUUAUUUCUUAGUAUAUUGGACUAAAUUUAAUCAUUUUGUACUGGAAAAAAACCUGUUUGACUGGUUGGCUGCAUAUGCUAUGCUCAGCUAUCUGCCUUAGUUUUCAGGCCUGAUGGGAAAUGUGCAUAAAAUAAAGCAGUUGGAUAAUAAAUAACUUACCAGAUGUUUUGGUGUGUAGUACUGCUCAGUAUUUUGAAUGGUUACAUAUGCAUUUUGACUUUCCCUGACGGCUCUUCAAAAUUCAGCACAACUUAUAAAAAUAAUUAGGGAUACUACACACCAAAUUGUGUAAUUAGAUAAUUAUAUAUAUACCAAUUCUUAAAUUUACUCUAGGUGGUGGUAUCAAACAUCCUACAAACUCGCAAGAAGACAGUUGUGAUGAUCACUCCUACUCAAGAGACAGCUAUAUGGAUGUCAGAUUCUGAAUUAGAGGCUGGUAGAGAAAUUGAGGAAAAGAUUGUUGCUGAUCUUAAGAAAAUGCACCAGCACUUCUAUACUUCUGUUGUGAUGCAAGGUACAUAACAUUUUGGUUAUAAGCUUGCACUUUCACCAGUCUAGUAACUUUGUGGUAUCUUUGAAUAUUAAAACAUCUCACAUAAUGAAUUAACACUGGGACAACUAUUUAAUGCCCUUGAGGAACAGCCUGAUUAAUCUACAGUAAUUUGCUUAUGGCAUGUGGCAUGUGCCUUUACUCAAAACUGACUGGCAGAUUGGGUUCUCUGAAAAUUCAGGCAUGUCCUCUUUUGAAGUCUUCCCUAAGUUGUGAAGAGGAAAAUUAUUGCUCAAAAAUAAUCUCUCUCAUUUUCUUUAUUCUCAGCUUAAUUUUUUAACUAAUAGCAAACUGGCUAACUUCCACAGAGAAAUAGGCAGGGCAGCCUAAAAAAUCUUCAGAAUGCCAGCUCUUAAAACAAAACAUGCUAAUAUAAUUUAUCAUUAUCUUAUCACAUUAGCCAUAAAUGAAUAAUCUGGUCUGUCGGUUCUGCUUAACAGUUUAAUGCACUUACCAAAAAAUCCAACUUGGUGAGUUACAUCUAGCUCUGAUUUGUGAGUGUCCUUAGAUGGUAAGCACUCUUAAAGUAAGAAGAGUCCAGAACUUUUGGCCGUGAUGUUGUCAAGUGCGAUUCACUUAUUUGUCAAGUACUUUCCGAAGAAAGGACAAAAGUUGGUUGAGAACUUGAAGUCGGUAAAGAUAAAUUUACAAGUUUAGGUUUUGGAGGUUAAUCAACCUGACAGCUCCAAUCACCUUUUCAAAAUUUACAAGUGUGGUUUAUUUACUUUUAUUGCUGUAACAUUGGCAAUUAACAUAGAGUUUGUCUUCCUUUUAAGAAUUGAAGGCUAAUUCAGCAUGCUUAAGAAUGUAGUUUUUUUCAGUGUAGGAAUUAAAAGGCUCAAACAAAGUUAGUAAUGCAUUGCUGGAUACUUGGAGGGAGUGCUUUAAAUAAAAACAAGAACAUUUACUGAAUCAGCAAAAGAAGGAGUUUUCCUUUGUGUGGUGUUGUUAUUUCUCACAACUAGCAGCAGUGUUGCCUUGCACUGUCUCCUUUCACACAGCCUUAGCAGACAAACCCACAUUGCAUUUAUUGGUUGGCAUAAGCACUGAUAAUUUUUUAAAUUAAAUUUCAACUGCACUAAGAGUGCACUAUCACUUGUAUGCACUGUCUAUAUUGUCAAAAUUGCAUAAAUGAUUCUAUGUCUAAACAGGUAAUAAUUUCGGAUUUAUGAUUGUUAUCAGUGAAAGCCCUUUAUAACCUGAUAUUUCAUCUCAAGAAACACAUUGGGCUGGUUAUUUACACGAGGUCUAACCCAAACUGCGGUUUCCCGCAAGCAGUGGGCCUCUGGGAUUCUCUGUAAGAGGGUUGUUUUCAUUAAAUAUAUAUCCUUUAACUGCUAGCUUUCAGCCCUCUUGAAACUGUUCGCAAAAAUAAAUUAUCUGAUAAAAGAUUAAGCUAAAUUCAAGAUUGUUUAUAACGCAGUUUUGUUGACAAUGGUUAAACUUUGGUUAAAUAACUGUCCCAUUAAUUUAAUUAACAUGGUGAAGUGCAAUUAGUAUAAAAAGUGAAAAUAAGGUAGCCUGAAAAGUCUAUAAAAAAGUCUAAGGUACACACCAUUAUAGUCCAAGAGCUGUUUUUUUUUUUUUUUUUUUUUUUUUUUGGGGGGGAUCCUUGGACUUGUGUUUAGGGAGAAAAAAUGCAAUGUUUUGAAUUUAUGGCACAACUUUUUCUCUUUAAUCAACCAUUGUGGGGUUUAUGACUGGCAGUCAGCAUCAUGUACUGUAACCAUGGAUAAUGCUUAAAUCAUCAGCUUUUAAAAUUUUUCUAAAAUAGAUAAUCAAGUAUACUCAGUGUUUCACUAGUCUUCAUUGUGGCAAAAUACUCUCUUCUGAAAUUAAUAACCUUCAAAUGAUAAUGGUAACGGUAACAUUAACAAUAAUACUCAUGAUAAUAACGACAAUAAUGCUAAUGAUGAUUGAUGUUUCUCAAAAAUUGAGUAACCCUGUGAGUCAAGACUAAUAAAUACCUCUUACUCAUUUUCUUAGUUUGUACUGUAAGUUAUGAACCAAGUUUUUCUGGGCAGAUUUAUGGCCCAAGUGGGAAACCAUAAAUUUGAGUGAAAAAAAAUGAAGUUCUGUAACACUGUGUGGAUUAAGAAAACAAGGUCGGUGAGAUAUUUUUUAAAUCUGUGGGUUAAAACAGGGAAAACAGCCUGCUUAACAUAAUGCAGGCACUAAGAGAUAUGUUAAAUGGAGUCAUAAAUGGAGAUCCCUUUAAAAAGAAAGUAGGUGGUUGUUGCUCUUAGUAUUGUUAAAACUAACUUUUAAAUACUUACUUGUAACUGUAACAACGCACCAUCUAUUAUUAAUAUAGGUAACACAAGGUCAGUUAUUGGCUCUGAACAACUUUGUCAGAAUACCAACCAGUCAAUACAGUCGAGUAUGCAGGUGAGUAUGUGUGGCAAGUCACUAUACAACAAUAUACACUUGAUUGCAAAAAUGUCGACACCUAAAAAGUUUUACAAUGAAUAGUGAUCCUGUACGGCUUUAUGGGUUAGAUGUACAUGAUUUCCACUGUUGGUUACACACAGGGAAUGAUGAAAGCUAUCCAAGCUUUUCUGAAAGAAAUGAUUUUCCAUGAAUAACAAGAGUGAGUUACUGAUUAUAUAUGAAUGUGAAUAUUUCUCACGAAGGCAUUGGGUCUCAUUGUUCAUGGAUCAUGCUCUUGAGGUGUCAGUAUUUUUUGCAAUUGAGUGUAAUGAACUCUACCUAUGCAAGGAUUCUCUUUUUUUUUUAUCAUAAGAUUUAUGAAUAUUAAAAGAACUAUAUAAAAAAUAAUGAUUUAAAUGUAGUAAAAAGAAUCACAAUGUCAUUGUGUAUGAAUCUUAUUAAGCUUUCUGGCCAUUUAAACUGGUAAGCCACUUGCCACUUCCUUAGCUGAAAAGAAGUUUUAUGGUGUACAAGCUGUAUGUGUAGUUUGAAUUCAGAUUUAAGCCAAGCCAUUAAAUUGGUGACGUGUUAUUUCAAGUUCUCUUAUAUGAUAGAAGACUGAGAAGAAUUACAAGUUAAACUGAUUUGAAGCUUUUUUUUUUUAACCAAAGACUAGGAACUAGAUCUGUAUUUUGUGUGUUUAUUUGGUAUGGUUUCUGUAUCUGGUUUGAACUCAGUGUUUUUGCCAUUUGCUUAGGUGGGCCAUUUUGUCACAAGCCAGAUACAAGCUCUACCUGUUUCUCAAAAUGGAGGUGUAAUUUCUGGGUACUCGACUUACACUAUUCCAACCUCCUCACUUACUCUUCCGGCACCGGUGGUUACACAAAUUCAAGUGGUGAAAGCCCAGGAACCACCUCCUUCACAAGAAGUGAGCCAGACAUCAGUUGAGGAUUUGUCAGAUUCACCAAAUUCCUCAGCACAGAUCUUUGGCACGCUAUCUGAUAGUUGCUUAACAGCUGACAUGAAAGCCUUCAUUGAGUCCUUCCGGGCACGGCGGAUUGCUCUGGGAUACACUCAGGAAGAUGUGGGUAAUGAGCUGUCCCACAGCAAUGGACAUUCCUCUUACAGUCAGUCAUUUAUUUCACGAUUUGAAUCUAAAAACCUUGGUCUGAAGGCUGCAGAAAAAAUGAAGCCAGUUUUGCAAGGCUGGAUUGAGCAAAAAGAACAGGAGUGUGCCAAAGGGUUGAGAAUGUGCAAGAAGCGCAAAAGAAGAACUUCUUUCUCGAAUGAAACUCUUCAGUAUUUGAUUCAUGCAUUUGAACAGAAUCCAAAGCCUAGCAGUGCAGAAAUUAUUGAAAUUUCAUCUAAGUUGGGCCUUGAGCCAGUUACUGUUAGAGUCUGGUUCUGCAACCGAAAGCAAAUGAUGAAACGAAUGGCCUCUGGAAAAGGCCGCCCUAAUCUCUCACUUAAAGCAGAGCUUGAUGCUAAGAAACAAGAAGACCAGAGCAUUGAGAAAGAACCAACAAAACUAGAUUUUACCAACAUGCCAGUUGGUCAGUUCUCUUUCACAGAAGACCGCGUAAAAGCCUUGGUGUGUUUGACUUCUGAGGGAAGCCCAGUGAAAAGUUCUCGCCCUACAGUUUCUACUACUGAUGUGAGCUUUGCCCAAGUGCAUGAUAAUAGUAUUGUUCAUUCAGUGUCUGGAACACGCAACACUGUACCAGAAAACACACAACUCAUUGAGCCAGCACUAAUCAGUAAUGGAGUAGCCACAUAUGAGACAGUCUCUAAUGUACCUUUGACUGAAUCUCAAAGUUGAAUGAGACACUCAAUUCUUGACUUGAAACAGUUUAAGUCUGACAAGUCUGCUGGUUUUUUAUGAUAGGGUGCAGUAAAAACACACUAGUUAGUUAAAGUGACUUGAAGACAACCCUUUGCAUGGAACCAAGGUGUUCGCUGUUUUAGAAGCUGUAGAUCAGUGGAAAACAAGUUUGCUCAUAUCCAUAAAUAGAUGUAUAUUCUUAAUUUUCUAUGACCCAAGAAUUAAAAAAUUGUUGCUGUAUUUGUUUCAUAACCAAGUUUGUGGGAGAAAGUGUCCAGUGUCUACUGUGAGGUUCACCCAGGAAUGAUGCAUUUCUUGCUCUCAACAUGUACAGCUUCAUAUUUCUGAAGUAGAUCUUGGCUAGUAUUUGCUAACCUCGUGGGAACUUCGAAUUAUCUUUGGAUCUUUCUAAUUUAUUCUAAUUGGCUAUUUUUGAUUAAUUUGGUGUAGGUCUCUUCGCAUUUUAACGAUACCUUUUGGGAAGUAAGUGUAAUUUGUUCUUCAUAUAGCUGUUUUAGCAUUGGCAGGUAAUCAUUCAUCUAAGAUCUGGAUAAACAUUUACUUAGGGAAAAGUCCUUUCUGAGGUUCAUGUAGAUGCAUGCAAUUCAGUAUAAGUUUUAAUCAGCCAGAUAGAUAUAAUUUGAAAGCCAUUCAUUUCACACCUUGAUUAUGUACAUGUAGAUUUAAUUGUCCUCAUGUAGUUAUUGGAAUUCUAACUGUUACAUUGUCUUGUCAGUUCCUUUUUAAAUUCAUGUGGUUGUUUGCCUGUCACCUGUUUACUAUUCUCAAGGUGUUGCCAGAGGGCAGGUUCUCAUGUACUUCAAAGAAAUGAAAUUUGUAGAAAAUGUGAUCAAAUUACUUUUUAACUCUCAAGAUCUGAUGGUCAAUUCUCUCCUCUAGCUGUCACACCUCUGUUAGAUGAAAAUAACUUUUGACUGAUAAUUUUGUGAAUUCCCAUUACCUGUUUGGUGGAUAAUGUGUGGAUAUUACAAGGAGAUGUUACUUGACAAUCACUUCUGGAAGUUAAAGGGUUAAUUAAGUAUUGAGACAAGUUGUAAAGUAGCUGGUAAUCAAUUAUGCUUUAAAAGUCUCAUUUCACUUGUGAUUCUUUGUAGAAACUACUUCCACAAGUAGAACAAAAUAUUGAAAAUAAGUGCUGGUAGCUUAUUGUGUAGAGAAUCAAUUUAAAUGAUUUUUUUGAAUGGAAUUUAUGUUCCAGAGAUAUGGGAUAAUUAUUCUCACCUGAUUUUGUUGUGCUUCAAGCACCAUAGGUUUGCUGGUCAGGAUGAGAUUGGUUAGUCAUUGUAAUUAUUAAAUAAGUUGCUAACUAAAUAUAGAGCUGAAGCAGUAAAAUUUAAGUCUUGUUACGCAAAAUUUAAUUCUAAUAGUUUUCCAGCUAGGUAUUAAUAGAAGUUAAUAAUUAACAGCAUAUCAGCAUGUUGCCUUUUUAUUCCAAUGGUCAAUUACAACGUGCCUGAUGAGCAGUAAUAAUUAUUGUUAUGAUGUAGAGGUAUGCUUUUUGUAACACCAGGAAAGCUUGAGUCAAAAUAAAGGUUUUAAACUAACUCAAAUAAGUGUGGGUGAUAUUAUUCAGAGAAACAUAAUUCUUUUUGGGGUAAAAGAAGGGGUUACCAGGGUUUUGACUAUCUUACAAAGUAUUUCUAGAUGAUUGUUCAAUACAGGAACCUUUGAACCCUAAUUCUGAAGACUAUUACACUAGAAAUGCAAA